AUGAAGAAAGUAAGGAGCUACUUCCUGUUUCUGUUGAUGUUGACGCUGUACGUCGUCUGGUCGUCGUAUGUCCUGUACACAGGAAGUCAAGGUCGUGACAAACUUUCUACAGAACAAACGUUAGUGUACAAAAGCCCACGGCGUGUGGAGAAACGCCAUAUUGCUUUCGUGAAAGUACACAAAGCCGCCAGCACAACCGUCCAGAAUAUCUUCUUGAGGUUCGCCAUGCAGCGAGACCUCCUAGUCGUCAUGCCUUACGUCCCCAAGUUUUUCUAUCCGAAUAUAAUAAGUAUCCACAGUACAGUGACAAGCAGGAACAUACUUCCGGCGCCCAGGAACAGGUCGUACGAUAUUCUCUGUUGUCAUGUGAUCUACAACAGGACAGCGUUCGAACUGAUCAUGCCCAGGGACACUGUCUACAUUGGAAUCGUAAGAGACCCGUUUGAACACUUUAAAUCGGUACUUAAUUAUUUCAGACCAAAACAAGUUUUUGAAAUCGAUGACCCGUUUCCAGUUUCCAGAUUCUUGGAGAAUCCGAAAUUUUAUAACAAUGGAACAUCACUUAGUUUCCUUGACAACAGAAUGGCAGUCGAAUACAAUUUUCCGUCACAUGUGUUCCAAACUAGAAACAAAACAGAAAUUCAGCAAUAUAUUCUGAAAUUAGAUACGGAGUUCGAGCUAGUCAUUGUCGUAGAACUUUUUGAUGAAUCAAUUAUUCUUAUGAGAAGGCUGUUGAAUUGGAAAAUUAAAGAUGUUUUAUAUAUGAAGCAAAACGUGAAAAGAAAAGGCAGAGGAGAGUUUUUCUUCAACCCAGGCGACGCCUAUCGACACAAAGUUUGGGACGAGAUUGAUUACGCACUCUAUGAUCAUUUCUAUAAGAAAAUACAAGCUCAGUUACGUGAACAAGGCCCAGAUAUAUAUGAGGAAGUGCUUUAUUUUAGACGUCUGAGACGUGACAUGGAAUUCUUUUGUCAACAAAAUCCAGAAAGUGAUGAUACGUUUGAAGUUGUGAUAUCAAGAUGGAGUAAUGCUUUUAUUGUUACUGGGAAGGAUUGCCAUUAUAUGACCAUACCGGAAAUAUCUUAUAUAAAAGAACUUCGGCUGAAACAGUACGGCUAUUUCAGGGAUUUCCCGCCGGGGAAGGGACUUGGCACGGCUCUUCACCCAAAUGUGAUAAAGUUUUUAAACAGUUACACAUCCACCAAACAAGAUGAAUUAGCGACGAAUUGA
Pecten maximus is the source of this 1230-nucleotide messenger RNA. Its product is annotated as galactose-3-O-sulfotransferase 3-like. The transcript is spliced from 2 exons. Gene Ontology annotation, biological process: glycolipid biosynthetic process. Gene Ontology annotation, cellular component: membrane. NCBI's taxonomy places the organism in Eukaryota, Metazoa, Mollusca, Bivalvia, Pectinida, Pectinidae. Bases 1 to 1230 code for a protein of 409 amino acids. The record is from RefSeq and is a predicted model, not a curated record. Gene Ontology annotation, molecular function: galactosylceramide sulfotransferase activity.